AUGACUUCGGUGCAGUGCGCAGCCCGAGCCGAGGAGCCGGCGGCCCAGGCCCGCAGCAAGGCGGUCCCCGGGGGCGCCAUGCGGGGCGAGGAGGAGGAGGAGGAGGAGGGCGAGAAGCCUCCUCGCGCGGCUCUGCUGCCCUUCAGCGUGGAGGCGCUCAUGGCCCAGCCCCGCAAAACCGGCAGCGGGGCCCGCGACGGGCUGGCGGAGCGCGGAGGGCUCGCGGCUCAGCCGCCGGCAGCCCCCAGUCCCCGACCGGCCGGGGCUUCCGCCUCGCCCCCGCUCCUGCCCAGCCCGUUCGGCGUCGGAGCCUUCGUGAAAGUUCCCGAGGAAGCUCCGGUCAAGGCCGAAAGCCCCGAGAAGGCCGACCGCUCGCCCUGGAGGCCCGCCCGCCGCUUCUCCCCGUCGCCGCCAAGGCGCUCCAGCCCGCCGGCCUGCACGCUCCGCAAGCACAAGACGAACCGUAAGCCCCGGACGCCCUUCACCACUGCGCAGCUCCUGGCGCUGGAGCGCAAGUUCCGGCAGAAGCAGUACCUCUCCAUCGCCGAGCGCGCCGAGUUCUCCAGCUCGCUCAGCCUGACCGAGACGCAGGUGAAGAUCUGGUUCCAGAACCGGCGCGCCAAGGCCAAGCGACUGCAGGAGGCCGAGCUGGAGAAGCUGAAGAUGGCCGCCAAGCCGCUCCUGCCGCCCGCCGCCGCCUUCGGCCUCUCCUUCCCGCUGGGCAGCCCGGCCGUGGCCGGCGCCUCCCUCUACGCCUCCGGGGGCCCCUUCCAGCGCGCCGCCUUGCCCGUCACGCCCGUCGGGCUCUACGCGGCCGCGCACGUCGGCUACAGCAUGUACCACCUGGCCUAG
Messenger RNA from Thamnophis sirtalis, 852 nucleotides. It is a transcript of the gene MSX1, whose product is annotated as msh homeobox 1. Gene Ontology annotation, molecular function: RNA polymerase II transcription regulatory region sequence-specific DNA binding; DNA-binding transcription factor activity, RNA polymerase II-specific. Lineage: Eukaryota; Metazoa; Chordata; Lepidosauria; Squamata; Natricidae. The record is from RefSeq and is a predicted model, not a curated record. Gene Ontology annotation, cellular component: nucleus. Gene Ontology annotation, biological process: embryonic morphogenesis; regulation of transcription by RNA polymerase II.